Messenger RNA from Symbiodinium natans, 1494 nucleotides. The record is from the annotation of a GenBank genome assembly. NCBI's taxonomy places the organism in Eukaryota, Dinophyceae, Suessiales, Symbiodiniaceae.
AUGCCGAGACCUGUCAGGCUGAAAAGAGAGCAGACGAUCGAGACCAGCAUUCCCGGCACGAUUGAGUCCCUGAAGGUCGAGGGAUGGGCAGGCCUUGAAGCUUUCACAUCCUUCCAGAGAUGCACCACUCCCUCCGAGAGGUCCCAACGUCGAUCCCUGGUAAGGCUCGAGAAUGAGCAGAUCUUGAGUGACUUCCUCCGUACGCACCAGUUCGAAUCAGCAGAUGAGCCAACAGUACAUUUUUCAUGCUGGGUGCGGCGGCGUAUCUUCCCCAUCCACGUUGCGGCCAAGCUCGGGGAUCACAGAGUCGUGCAGGCGUUGCUGAAAGCACAAGCUGAUCCAGGUGUGAAGAACUGCUGGGGACAAACUGCACUGGACGUUGCCCGCAAGGCAAACAGGUCGGGCUCCCACAAAUUGGUCAUGGAGCAUCUGAAGACACCUGCUGUCAACUUGCGUCAGGCACUGCAGAUAAUGAAGACAUCAAACAGCACGACGUUUCGCACUUUAGCAUUGAAGUUUGCAUUGCACUUUGCAUUGCGCUUUACAGACCCGAGCUCCGGCUGGCUGGUGCUGAGCGCGUUUCAGCGGCGGCUCUUUAAAGGGUCCAUGUCGUGCAAGUUAGGCAAGGCGGGUGAGGGCGGGGUGGGGGCGGGGGCGGGGUUGGCGGGUGGCGAGGAGCCCCUCUUUAGCACCGACCCGGCGGAGUCGGCGGAUAAGGUCGUGGAUUAUUACGCAUUCCCUGGCUGGAGUGACGAGACGCUGCCACCAUCAAUGUGGGCUGCCUGGGUACUUUUGGGGUACUGGAGCUGGCUGGUCGUCUUGCGGCUGCGCUGCGAAACCGCGAGCGUAUCGCAAGACGUCUACCAGCUUAUGUUCUCCUGCAACUAUGCCAUGCCUGCGGCGGCGCUCGCAAUUUACCUUCGCCGUCCUGUCUUCCUGUGUGCACAAGGCAUUUUGGUCGCCAUUGACCAGGUGCUGUGGUAUGUCGACAUUGCUGGCUACUUGCUAUUCGGGAAGCUGCCGCUCAAGGUGGUCGGCUACCUCUUUUGGCCCAGCACACCGCUGUCCCGCCGCAUCUCCUGCGUGCACCACGUUCUUUUUGAGCCGCUGGUGAUCAUCGUGGGCUGUCGGUGUACAAGCCUUCCAGUCGGCCGGGCUUUCUUGGUCGCUUUGGCGCAGACAAUCUGCUGCCAGAUCAUCUGCCGCUUUACGACGCCCCUUGAAGUCGUGGGAGAGAAGGGCGAGCUGUGUUACUUGAACAUCAACCUUUGCUACGAAGCUUUCCGGGACGUGAAGGCCCCCUGCAUCCGCAUCUAUGAUCGCGCGGCUCCCAUCAAAUACCUCCCCUGGAUGCUUUGGAUUUGGAAUUUGGGAAACUUAUGUCUCUUCCUGGCGCUCGUGCCUUGGUUUUCAAGGACCUUGCAAGGACCUAGUGCUCAGCAGCGCGAUGAGAAGAGUAUGACGAAUUGCAUGAGACAUGGUUGCGAGAAUUGA